Molecule: messenger RNA, 1005 nt
Organism: Postia placenta MAD-698-R-SB12
Lineage: Eukaryota; Fungi; Basidiomycota; Agaricomycetes; Polyporales; Adustoporiaceae
Exons: 14
Coding region: 1-1005 (334 amino acids)
Source: RefSeq, a predicted model, not a curated record
AUGGCAGAGACAGCUAGUCUUGAUUUAAACAAUGCUGUGGGGUAUCCCAUGAUUGGGAUCACGUUCAAUACGGUAUUUUAUGGUAUUGCAGUCGCUCAAAUAUGCUAUUAUACACACAACUAUACCAAGGAUCCUACAUGGCUGAAGACACUGGAUAACCGAUACGUUCAAGGAAAUAAGCUGCAUCGUGAUGCUUUGGUGCUUGCUUGUUCGACACCACGCCGAUCCCGCUGUGUUGUACUCAGUGCCCAUAUCGAGCAGAUUGUGGAUUAUGUGGAAAGCGGGACAGUGCAAUGGUACGCAGAGGAAUUCCUCUGCAUCGCAUUGCCACUGACUUAUCCGCAAAGCUAUUAUAUCUACAUCAUCUGGACAAUGAGUCUCUUUGUUUUUCGACAUAAACAUGCACUCGCUUACAACAUUCUUAAGGCGUUGAUGUCCGCGACAUCCUUAGCCUGUGUUUCGGCUGCAAUGUAUUACCUGAGUAUCGAGGAUACAGUCGCACUCCAGAACGUCGAUAAACUCACGAUUGCGCUCGAUGUCAUCUCGCUCUUGACGGAUCUUCACAUCACCGUUUCGCUUUGUGUCAUCUUCCGCAGCGCCCGGAUGCCCUCGCAGCCGAAUGCGACUGGCCGCUCGGAAGGUAUCCUCGGCAGGCUGACAAAAUACACCGCAAAUCGCGGUAUCCUUCUCUGUGUGGAUCAAGCAAUACAGUUAGGAACUUUUAUGUUGAAUUACAAGACGGGAACGGAUGCGGGUGCGAUUGUUUCAUUCUCGCAUGGCUCCCUAUACUUCAAUGCAUUUCUUGCUAUACUGAACGUGCGCCAUCAUAUAAACGAGGCUGGAGAACCUGCCUCAAUACUUGUAUCCUCCUUCAUCGUGAGACGGAGCCCAUCACCGCGUAGCGUCGACGCUUCCACGGGAGCGUCUCUGCCCCACCGCUCAAUGGAGAUGCCAACGAUGGCCUUGGAGUCAUCAUCAUCGACACAAGGCAAGGCACAGCAAUAA